Rhincodon typus (whale shark) is the source of this 1253-nucleotide messenger RNA. Its product is annotated as exportin-1-like. The record is from RefSeq and is a predicted model, not a curated record. Gene Ontology annotation, cellular component: nucleus; cytoplasm. The transcript is spliced from 11 exons. Gene Ontology annotation, biological process: ribosomal small subunit export from nucleus; protein export from nucleus; ribosomal large subunit export from nucleus. The annotation marks the transcript as partial. Lineage: Eukaryota; Metazoa; Chordata; Chondrichthyes; Orectolobiformes; Rhincodontidae. Gene Ontology annotation, molecular function: nuclear export signal receptor activity; small GTPase binding.
CCAUGCCAACAAUUAUGACCACCGACCACCCUGCGCGUCAGCUUCUGGACUUCAAUCAGAAGCUAGACAUUAAUCUACUGGACAAUGUUGUAAAUUGCUUGUAUCAUGGUGAGGGCCCACAGCAACGACUGGCGCAAGAGAUAUUAACCCAUUUAAAAGAACAUCCAGAUGCUUGGACCAGGGUGGAUACCAUUCUAGAGUUUUCUCAGAAUAUGAAUACAAAGUAUUAUGCCUUACAGAUACUGGAAAAUGUGAUCAAAACUCGUUGGAAAAUACUUCCAAGAAAUCAAUGUGAAGGAAUAAAAAAGUAUGUUGUUGGCUUGAUUAUUAAAACAUCUUCAGAGACUUUGGAGAAAGAUAAAGUUUAUCUUGGAAAACUGAAUAUGAUUCUUGUCCAGAUCCUUAAACAUGAAUGGCCCAAAAACUGGCCAACGUUCAUUAGUGAUAUAGUCGGAGCCAGCAAAACCAGUGAAUCUCUAUGUCAGAACAACAUGGUUAUUUUAAAACUCCUCAGCGAAGAAGUUUUUGAUUUCUCUAGUGGACAAAUGACGCAGGUGAAAGCCAAGCAUUUAAAAGACAGUAUGUGCAAUGAAUUUUCGCAGAUAUUUCAACUCUGUCAGUUUGUAAUGGAGAACUCCCAGAAUGCCCCUUUAGUCCAUGCGACCCUGGAGACGUUGCUGCGGUUUCUGAACUGGAUCCCUUUAGGUUACAUCUUUGAAACAAAACUCAUCUCCAGCUUGGUAUACAAGUUUCUGAAUGUACCCAUGUUUCGAAAUGUGACGUUGAAGUGUUUGACAGAGAUUGCUGGCGUUGGUGUCAGUCAGUAUGAUGAACAGUUCAUCUCGUUGUUUACAUUAACACUCAUUCAGCUCAAACAGAUGCUACCUGUGAAUACUAACAUUCGCCUUGCGUACGCAAAUGGGAAGGAUGAUGAACAGAACUUCAUCCAGAACCUGAGUCUGUUCUUGUGUACUUUCUUGAAGGAGCAUGGUACCUUAGUGGAAAGGACAAUGGAGCUCAGAGAGGCACUCUUGGAUGGUCUACACUACAUGAUUCUUGUGUCAGAAGUGGAAGAGAUAGAAAUUUUUAAGAUCUGUUUGGAAUAUUGGAAUCAUUUGGCAGGAGAGCUUUAUCGUGAAAAUCCAUUUUCUAUUAGUGCCUCUCCUGCUCUGGGCAAUCCUCACAGUGACGUCCCACCUCGGAGACAGAUCUACUUACCAGUGCUGUCAAAGGUGUGUAUGAUUUUAACCAGU